CUUCCCCAGGCGCCGCUGCCCACCCUGUUAACCUUCAACCAUGCUGGCCAGAGAAUGGACGCGGGGGAGUACGAUGUGUUGUCGGUGCGGGAGCAGCUCUUUCACGAGAGGGUCCGCGAGUGCAUCAUCUGCACCCUUCUCUUUGCCAGCCUAUACAUCCUCUGCCACUUUAUUCUAACCCGCUUCAAAAGGAACACAGACUUCACUGUUGAUGAUGACGAGGAUGCUGCUGUCAACAGAAUUGCGCUGUGGCUGUGCACCUUCACCUUGGCAGUCUCUCUCGGCGCUGUGCUGCUGUUGCCCUUCUCCAUCAUCAGCAAUGAAGUCCUGCUCUCCUUUCCACAGAACUAUUACAUCCAGUGGCUGAACGGCUCUCUCAUCCACGGGCUCUGGAAUCUGGUUUUCCUCUUCUCCAACCUCUCCCUCGUCUUCCUUAUGCCUUUUGCCUACUUCUUCACUGAGGCUGAAGGCUUUGCAGGAUCAAAGAAGGGGAUCAUGGCCCGCGUGUAUGAGACCUUCGUGGUGCUCCUGUUGCUAACCUUCUUGGUGCUGGGAAUGGUCUGGGUUGCGUCGGCCAUUGUGGACAAUGAUGCGGCCAGCAGGGAAUCUCUUUAUGACUUCUGGGAGUAUUAUCUCCCCUACCUCUAUUCCUGCAUCUCCCUGUUUGGUGUGCUGCUGCUGCUUUUGUGCACACCUUUUGGCCUGUCACGUAUGUUCACUGUUACGGGGACGCUACUGGUGAAGCCCAGGCUGCUGGAGGAUCUAGAUGAGCAACUGAACUGCACGGGGUUCGAGGAAGCUGCCAUUUGUCGCAAGAUCAACUCUGGGAAAACCUCCUGCUGGCUCAACCUUGACAUGGACCUGCUGAGACAACAAUAUCUAGCAAUCCACACACACAGGAUAACACUGGAAACACGCCGCAAGGCCUCAGCUUGGCAAAGGAACCUGGGCUACCCACUAGCCAUGCUCUCUCUGCUCUCUCUAACGGGUAUCUCUGUUCUUGUGGUCUGCUUCCAUGUCUUGGAGUUGUUGUUGGAUGAUGCAGCAAUGCCCCGAGGAAUCCAGGAGGCACCACUGGGGAAAGUUUCCUUCUCUAUUUUUGGCUCCUUUGGGGCAGCCGUGCAGGUGAUUCUCAUAUUCUAUUUAAUGAUUUCCUCCGUUGUGGGGUUCUAUAGUUCUCCUCUCUUCACCAAACUGCUGCCAGAACGACAUGAUACAACUAUGACCAAGAUAAUUGGGAACUGUGUCUCCCUGUUGGUGUUGAGCUCAGCACUCCCAGUUUUGUCUCGUACACUGGGGAUCACAAGGUUUGACCUUCUAGGUGACUUCGGGAGGUUUAACUGGCUGGGAAACUUCUACAUUGUCUUUCUCUACAAUAUGCUCUUUGCCGGCCUCACUACUCUUUGCCUGGUGAAGAAAUUCACCUGGGCUGUACAAGCUGAACUCAUCCGGGCCUUCGGCCUCCACAAGCUGCCUCUGCCUGUGACCCGGUCCCAGAAGCCGAGCAAACUCAGCUAGAACAAUCAUCAGUGCCUGGAUGAAGCCUGGGCAAGGUG
Euleptes europaea (tarantolino) is the source of this 1556-nucleotide messenger RNA. RefSeq names its product limb development membrane protein 1 like (gene LMBR1L). Lineage: Eukaryota; Metazoa; Chordata; Lepidosauria; Squamata; Sphaerodactylidae. Gene Ontology annotation, molecular function: transmembrane signaling receptor activity. Bases 55 to 1518 code for a protein of 487 amino acids. The transcript is spliced from 17 exons. The record is from RefSeq and is a predicted model, not a curated record. Gene Ontology annotation, biological process: receptor-mediated endocytosis; signal transduction.